ACACCAAUUUACUUGUUUGUUUCUUCUUGAAAUUUCUCUAUUAUUAUUAUUAGUAGAAAUAUGGAAAAUCAAUAUUAUGCACCACCACAUUCAGAUGCAUCUAGGCCGUCGUUAGGAUUUCCUUUGGGUACUGCUGUACUUUUGAUUGUCAUUUUUAGCUUGAGUGGCAUAUUUUCUUGCUGCUAUCACUGGGAAAAGCUCCGGUCGCUUCGUCGAUCGUUUGCUGAUCUCGAAUCCGGCCUCGAUCCUACUUCUAUGAAAUAUAAGCAAAACCAUAUGAAUUGGAAACAAAGCCAGAGUCCAAUUUUGCCAGCAGUUUUAAUGCCAGGGGAUGAAUUUCCAAAAUUCAUAGCAAUGCCAUGUCCAUGUCAGUUUCCGACACCGGAAAAAGUCGUUCAUGAGUUGCAGAAAUUGCCGCCACCGUUGCCUUCGCCGCCUAAGCCGCCGCGAACGGUGGCCGCAGUACCUUUCUAUUAAUAAUAAUAAUAAUACAAUUUUUAGGAGUUGGCCAAUGUGUAAAUUAGCGUAUAGAGUUGUAGUUUCAAUCGAAUUUCCAAGUCUUUUUUACUUGUGAAUACUAAUGAAAUCUCAACAAUUCCAUUUCUUGUUUUGAAGUUGGAUUAUUUCGGAUUCACGCUGAAAGUUUUCACGGUGAAAUAUUUCUAUCAGACAUUUUUAUAUUCAAGUUCAAACUCAAAAUAUUUGAAUAGAGAUAAAUGAAUACUUAUCAUUUUUUU
Solanum verrucosum is the source of this 737-nucleotide messenger RNA. RefSeq lists its product as uncharacterized. The transcript is spliced from 2 exons. The coding region runs from base 61 to 477 and encodes 138 amino acids. NCBI's taxonomy places the organism in Eukaryota, Viridiplantae, Streptophyta, Magnoliopsida, Solanales, Solanaceae. The record is from RefSeq and is a predicted model, not a curated record.